UUCCCAUCCCGGCUUCCCCCGCGGCGCCGCUCGCUCUUUCUCGCCGCCAUCUUGGGACGGUGCCGUCGAGCCCUGCUGGGGACAGGACUUCAAGGCAACACCAUGACUGGCAGGUUGUGGUCCAAGGCCACUUUUGCUGGCUACAAGCGAGGUCUCCGCAACCAGAGGGAGCACACGGCCCUCCUGAAGAUCGAGGGGGUUUACUCCCGCAAUGAGACAGAGUUCUACUUGGGCAAGAAAUGCGCCUACGUGUACAAAGCGAAAAACAACACAGUGACGCCCGGCGGCAAGCCCAACAGGACCAGAGUGAUCUGGGGGAAGGUGACCCGUGCCCACGGAAACAGCGGCAUGGUGCGAGCAAAGUUCCGCUCCAACUUGCCUGCCAAAGCCAUUGGACACAGGAUCCGAGUGAUGCUGUAUCCGUCUAGAGUCUAAAUGUGGACAGAAAAUAAAGUUUACAGUAUCUUACCCUUUUG
This is a messenger RNA of Gekko japonicus, 476 nucleotides long. It is a transcript of the gene RPL35A, whose product is annotated as ribosomal protein L35a. The record is from RefSeq and is a predicted model, not a curated record. The coding region runs from base 103 to 435 and encodes 110 amino acids. Gene Ontology annotation, cellular component: cytosolic large ribosomal subunit; ribosome. Gene Ontology annotation, biological process: ribosomal large subunit biogenesis; cytoplasmic translation. Lineage: Eukaryota; Metazoa; Chordata; Lepidosauria; Squamata; Gekkonidae. Gene Ontology annotation, molecular function: structural constituent of ribosome. The transcript has 5 exons.